GUGUGGAAUGUAUAUAGCUGUCAAAACUAGUCCCACCCAAUCUUGAAGUCAACAAAGUCAAUAUAUUGUUUAAAUUUAUUGUAUAUAAAUUUGUAUCGACACAUUUGUAGAAUUUUGUAUUUCUGAUACAUCCUUUCUAUUGUAUACUACAAAGAGAAGUUCUUUUCAAAGUAAUUAUAUAUCCUCAAAAUUCAAAAUAAUCGAAAUCCUGAUAUCCUAUAUUUACAAUCACUCUGAGUUUCCCUGAAAAAAAUUUCAGCUCUAUAAGCUUAUCUGGGCAUUAUUACUAUUUUUUAUUUAAUAGACGUGGUUUUUAUUGAGAAUAAAACAUCCAUUGUAUCAGAGUUAAUACUUUUAAAAUCAAACCAAUUGAAAAAUAUGGAGACAAAAAUCGAAGAGCAACUAAUAGAUUGUGUUGUCAAAGAGGAGUACAUUAUGAAUGAAAACUCUUUGAUUUAUAUUAAAAAAGAGCCAGAAGAACCCCCCAAAGCUUUGAAUGUAUCUGAAGAAGCGAUACAAUUUGAGAAUCCGAUGAACAAAGAAGCAGAACCAAGUACGAAGGUUCCACUAAAUAAGAAACACCAAUGCCCAAUUUGCCAAAAAAAGAUAAUCAGCGAAUGGCAUUUAGAUAAACAUAUCAAAACUCACUCUCAUCAUGAGAAUAGAUUUUUCUGUUGUAUCUGUUGCACAAACUUUAAAAAGAAGGGUAGUUUGAGGUUACAUAUGAAAUAUAAUCAUAUAAGACGAAUUCACGAGAAAAAACUCGAUAAUGAAGAUAAUGAAGAAGAAUGUCCAGUUUGUGGAAAGUUAUUUUCAUCAAAAUUCAGUUGCCAACGCCAUCAAGAAACAUUUCAUAGCACGAACGAAAAUUAUUACAAGUGUGAUAAAUGCGACAAGAAAUUCACACAUCGCUCAUAUCUCCGUAUACAUGCACACGUUCACAGCAGAGAAAAGAACUAUAUUUGCCAGAAAUGUAAAAGAGCAUUUAAAACACAGAAAUUUCUCGAACGUCAUGAGAAAAAGCACGCCAACCAAAUGCUCCUUCCAACCUACAAAUGCAUUUUUUGUCCUAGGACUUACAAAAGCACAAGUGUUUUAAACACUCACAUGAGCAGAUCGCAUCACUAUUCAUCUAGUGCAGCCGAUGUAUCAGAUUGUAACUUAAACAAUACGUGCGAUCAAGAUACGACUGAAAAUGAAGCGUCCGCGAAUUUAAAGUGUGAAUUUUGCGAGAAGAACUAUUUUAACAAAGAAUCACUUGCAGAACAUAAACGUGUUGUGCAUGCAAUUGAAAUAUAUGACAAAGAUCUCUUGCGAUGUCCUGUAUGUUACAGGGGAUUUAAGCAAAAGCAGCAACUAACACUACACAAGGUAGUUCAUGUUAACAGACCUCUUUUCGCCUGCGAAGUAUGCGAUAAGAAAUGCACUUCUACUGCUCGUCUCAGGGACCACAUGAGGACUCACAGAAAUCAUACCAAAAAGGAACUCUUGCAUUGUACCUUGUGUAAAGGAAAAUUUACGCAAAGGUGGUACUUGGAUAAGCAUUUAAAGAGAUAUCAUGGUCAAGACAAAUAAAUUCAUGUUUCAAAUUUGCAUUAACUGGAGAUACCAACAGAUACAAAUAAAAAAAGAUGUAAUGAAA
Phlebotomus papatasi is the source of this 1642-nucleotide messenger RNA. Its product is annotated as zinc finger protein 39-like. Gene Ontology annotation, cellular component: nucleus. The transcript is spliced from 4 exons. Bases 379 to 1575 code for a protein of 398 amino acids. The record is from RefSeq and is a predicted model, not a curated record. Lineage: Eukaryota; Metazoa; Arthropoda; Insecta; Diptera; Psychodidae.